UCAGUGGAUCACCCUUCCCUUCCUAAACCCCUUUCUUCCUUACUUUCUCUUUUCUCUUUCGCCCGCCACCUUCACUAUCACGCACUCUUCUCCUCCUUUUGAACUCUCACUUCAAGAAUGGCCGCCAAUCUUUGCUUCUCCGGUAAGGCCUGCGACCAAACCUCGCUCAUCAGGACAACUGCAAGAUGGAGGUCUCCCAGAGCUGCAGUAAUUCCCAAUUUUCAUCUCCCUAUGAGGAGUAAUGAGGUUAAAAAUAGGACAUAUGCUGAGGAUAUAAAAGCACUUAGAUUGAUUACUGCAAUAAAAACUCCGUAUCUACCGGAUGGCAGAUUUGAUCUCGAGGCAUAUGAUGCGAUAGUAAACAUGCAGAUUGAAAAUGGUGUUGAAGGCGUAAUCGUUGGUGGCACGACCGGUGAAGGUCAAUUAAUGAGCUGGGAUGAACAUAUCAUGCUCAUUGGCCACACCGUUAACUGUUUUGGUGGGUCCAUCAAGGUUAUCGGGAACACGGGAAGCAACUCGACGAGGGAAGCAAUACACGCUACCGAGCAGGGCUUUGCUGUCGGAAUGCACGCAGCUCUUCACAUCAAUCCCUACUACGGCAAGACUUCCUUAGAGGGCAUGGUUUCUCACUUCAACAGCGUGCUCCCGAUGGGACCCACAAUUAUCUAUAACGUGCCAUCACGAACCGGCCAAGAUAUCCCACCUGCCGUGAUUGAGGCCGUGGCCACGAGCCCUAACCUGGCCGGUGUCAAAGAAUGCGUAGGAAAUGACCGAGUGGAGCAGUACACGAGUAAAGGCAUUGUCGUUUGGAGCGGAAACGAUGAUCAAUGCCACGACUCUAGGUGGGAUCACGGCGCAACAGGUGUGGUUUCCGUUACGAGCAACUUGGUUCCAGGUCUGAUGCGAGAACUUAUGUUCGGAGGGAAGAACCCUACUUUGAACGCCAAGCUCGUGGCCCUAAUUCAAUGGCUUUUCGAAGAACCGAACCCCAUCGGCUUGAACACAGCUAUGGCACAGCUCGGGGUUGCUCGCCCCGUAUUCCGCCUGCCGUAUGUUCCGCUUCCCAAGAAAAAACGCGAGGAGUUUGUGAAGAUUGUGAAUGAUAUUGGGCGCGAACACUUUGUAGGAGAGAACGAUGUUGAAGCUCUGGAUGAUGAUGAUUUCAUUUUGGUUGGACGUUAUUAGCUUUCUGCAUAGUGGUUAGAACUACUGGAAGUUUAUCUGUUAAGUUUUGUUGAACUCCACUAGUGAAAUGUGUUUGAUGUUUUACUGUCGUAUAUGUUUUGUUCUUGAGCCGAGAGAAAAAAAAAUAUUGACCACAUUCGAGUUAAAUGCAAUUAAGACUUAAUUGGUAGAACA
Molecule: messenger RNA, 1359 nt
Organism: Ipomoea triloba (trilobed morning glory)
Lineage: Eukaryota; Viridiplantae; Streptophyta; Magnoliopsida; Solanales; Convolvulaceae
Product: 4-hydroxy-tetrahydrodipicolinate synthase, chloroplastic-like
Exons: 3
Coding region: 118-1185 (355 amino acids)
Molecular function (GO): 4-hydroxy-tetrahydrodipicolinate synthase activity
Source: RefSeq, a predicted model, not a curated record